GUCGAGUAUAAGAAGAAGCACCUGAAGGUCGGUGUCAAAGGUCAACCCCCGGUCAUCGACGGGGAACUCCAUAACGAGAUCAAAGUGGACGACUGCUGUUGGGUUCUGCAGGACAUGAAUACAGUGGCCAUCACUCUGGAGAAGUGCCAUCAGAUGGAGUGGUGGCCGCGGCUACAGGUGACCGACCCCGAGAUGAACACCCGUAAAGUGAAUCCCGAGGCCUCCAAGUUGUCCGACUUGGACGGCGAGACCCGCUCUAUGGUCGAGAAGGUGGGUGCGAGGAAAGUAAUGUUUGUUUUGCAGAUGAUGUACGAUCAAAGACAAAAGGAACUGGGUUUGCCUACCAGUGAGGACCAGAAAAAACAGGACGUCAUUAAGAAGUACGUAUUGCUUGACUACUUGUUUAUGGCGGAGCACCCGGAGAUGGACUUCACGAACUGCAAGGGGUCGGUGGUCGACAAGACAGCCGGCGGUCAGCGCGCGAGCCGUUCGUGUGUCUCAAGACGUGUGUCGACGACAACGACCGCAACGCCGACGACCGGGACAUCGAUGACGGCUAAGAAGCGGCCGAAGACUGUGUCUGAGGUCACGAAGUGGUCGUUCGCCGAGACGUCGGCGCUGAUGGUGUGGUCGCAGUCGAGGGCCGUGUCUUCGUAUGGCAGCCAACGAGCGCUUCAUCAGUACAUUGAGUCCAGACUCGAGACAAUGGGAUUCAAGAGGAAUACGGAACAGAUCCGAUGCAAACGAAAGAGAUUGAGGGAUAAUAUCAACACAAGCUUUACGUCAACCACUUCUUCGACAUCCAAUAAAUCCCAAUGCGAGCCAUCUUUAGGCGAUAACACAGAUGAGUCGGAGUCCGAGUACGACAUCGGAUACGAGAUAACACUGACGGACACGGAGUCCGAGGAUUCACUGCAAGAGAUGUUUAAUCCAAAGACAACGUCUGUGUCCAGCAGUUGCCAUCCCACUGUAAGUCAUAGAUCUGAAGACAUAGAGAAAUCUCGGCAACAGGUAGUCAUCGAUGGUAUGGAAAGUCUUAAACGAGAGCUGACGGACACCGCGGAUGAGAUAAUCGGUGGUCCGAAACGACUAAAGGAGUCGAUUGUGGCGUUUAAUAAUUGGUUUCGUCGACUCACGGAUCAAUUGCGUGAUAAAAGUGUGUCUGAUAUUGAUAUUCACAUAAAGUAUCAGAGAUUUAUGGCUAACUCGAGUGAACAGUUGCCACAGUCAUCGCAUCACCGCCGAAGAGGUUGA
Messenger RNA from Oppiella nova, 1254 nucleotides. The record is from the annotation of a GenBank genome assembly. NCBI's taxonomy places the organism in Eukaryota, Metazoa, Arthropoda, Arachnida, Sarcoptiformes, Oppiidae.